GGGUAGCUGAAAUCACACAAGUACUGAAGCAAAGAUUCCUCUCCAUUGUUCACUCAAAAGUUUCAUUCAGUAUCAAUCCCGGGGGCCUCAAAACAUGUUACCUUAUUGUUGUGAGGUCAUUUUUCUCCUGCUACUCUGUACAAAUAUAGCUGAGGCCGGUAGAAGAUUUAAUGAUGAAGAAGCAGCUGCUUCUCGGGGGACAAACUGGGCAAUUCUAGUUGCGGGAUCUUCGGGUUAUGUUAAUUACCGCCACCAGGCUGAUGUAUGCCAUGCAUACCAAAUUCUGAAAAAGGGAGGGAUGAAGGACGAGAACAUCAUCGUCUUCAUGUACGAUGAUAUAGCUCACAACGAAGAGAAUCCGACGCCAGGCAUCAUUAUCAACAAACCCAACGGCCCUGAUGUCUACGCUGGAGUUCCCAAGGAUUACACGAAAAGUCACACCACUGCGCACAACUUCUAUGCCGUACUACUUGGCAACAAAAGUGCUCUCACUGGAGGAAGUGGGAAGGUGGUCAAGAGUGGCCCUAAUGAUCACAUCUUCAUAUACUACGCUGAUCACGGAAGUCCUGGGUUGAUAGGGAUGCCCGUCGGAGACUAUGUCUAUGCGAAGGAUUUCAUGGCAGUUUUAAAGAAGAAGCAUCAGUCCGGAUCCUACAAGAACAUGGUGAUAUACGUAGAAGCAUGCGAAGCUGGGAGCUUGUUCAAGGGCCUCCUCCCAAACAACUUCAACAUAUACGUGACCACUGCCUCAAACCAGGAGGAGAACAGCUACGGAACAUAUUGCCCCGGUGACGAUCCUCGGGCAUCGAGCUCUAGUGAAAAUGCUCGGGCUUCAAGCCCUGAUGACUAUGGCACAUGCUUGGGCGACCUGUAUAGCAUAGCUUGGAUGGAGGACAGUGAUGGGCAUGACAUGCAUCAAGAGACAUUGCAGGCGCAAUACCAAGUGGUUAAAAAGAGGACGACCCUAUCCCAUGUCAUGCAAUACGGUUAUCUCGGCAUCGAGGAGGAAUUCCUGUCCAACUACAUGGGUUCUAGUACGAACAAAGGUCAUGGUCCUGUCAAGCCAUCACCUCCUCUCACGUCAAGUCCGAUAUCAGUGAGCCAACGAGAUGCCUCUCGGCUUUACCUCCAACACAAGAUCAAAAGAGCAGCCGAAGGUUCUCCUGAGAAGUUGCAAGCCCAGAAGAGACUGCAAGAUGAAAUGUCUAACAGAGAACGAGUGGACCGUACCAUCAAGUCUAUUGAAGAGGCCUUGUCUAGCCAAAACAGCGCGAUUGGAUUGAAUGCCGCUGCUCGACCUGCAGGAAAGCCUCUAGUAGAUGAUUGGGAUUGCUUCAAGAAGCUUGUGAGAAAGUACGAGCAGAGCUGCGGAAAGCUUUCCUCCUAUGGAAAAAAGUACACGGGAGCAUUUGCAAACAUGUGCAAUGCUGGAAUCGAUGAAGACCAAAUGGCUUCGAUCUCCAAUCAAGUUUGCACUUAGUCGUUAGCUAAAGUUCAGUUAUAUAUAGACUGAGCUUAUAUAUGUACCAAAAUAAAAUCAAAGGGUCAUAAUGAAAAUGCAAACAACCAAUCGUGCGAGUUGUCCUAGGCCCAGAAUAACUACACGUACAAUAAAUGUAACAUAUCUAUAUAUCCUGAGCCAAGUGUGAUAUGUCCUCUGUUGCAAGAAUUGACAUAUCUAUGUUAUAUGUAUCUAUUUUUAUACGACUAUAUAACUGUCCCCUGAUAUUAUUAUUAUUAUUA
Molecule: messenger RNA, 1743 nt
Organism: Punica granatum (pomegranate)
Lineage: Eukaryota; Viridiplantae; Streptophyta; Magnoliopsida; Myrtales; Lythraceae
Source: RefSeq, a predicted model, not a curated record